UCCUUAAUAUACUGUCACUUUUUUGUUUCCUUGACCUCUUGUUUGCCUUCUUCCACAAUGGAUCUUGAUUCUGAAGAUGAAGACGAGGAGCUGAAUGUUCCAGUAGUCAAGGAAAAUGGCAAAGCUGGUGGGAAGAAACAGAAAAGUCAAGAAAAGGUUAAGAAGGUGGACAAAGGCCUGGGUAGCAACUAGGACAUGGUUGAGUCAGUACCACCUAUCUCACUGGCCUAGAAUGUCCGAGGUGAUCAGGAUGUUGGAAGGAGACAGGCUCACAGAGAGAUGGGAGGUGUCGCAGAACGUGGACACGCCAGAGUUCGUCUCAUCGGAGCUCCUACUUCAAAAGUACAUGGAUUUUGCAGCGGACGAAUGCUCGCUUGGUGUAGAAGCCAUGGAGCUCUCUGGACUAAGGUGACCAUCUGAUCGAUCGGAUCGGCCAUCGCACAGGUCGCAUAGGUGUCUUGCCAUAUCAAGCCUAUAUUAUUGUUGUAUUACAUUGGACAGAUAGGGAAGGGAAAAAAUCCAGUGAAUUGUAGGGUGUGAUCUGUCUGCCUAUACUUGUGGUGGCAUUCAUUUGUGCAAAUGAUUUUGAUAUAUUGAUGUCGAGAAUAUAUAUGUUGUUUAUUUCUAUGUAAUCGUUGCACACUAUAAUUUUAUCAAACAACUUUUGUAUUGUUGCAA
Messenger RNA from Zea mays, 678 nucleotides. RefSeq names its product protein NSP-INTERACTING KINASE 3-like. NCBI's taxonomy places the organism in Eukaryota, Viridiplantae, Streptophyta, Magnoliopsida, Poales, Poaceae. The transcript has 3 exons. The record is from RefSeq and is a predicted model, not a curated record. The coding region runs from base 116 to 412 and encodes 98 amino acids.